Schistosoma turkestanicum is the source of this 1010-nucleotide messenger RNA. The record is from the annotation of a GenBank genome assembly. NCBI's taxonomy places the organism in Eukaryota, Metazoa, Platyhelminthes, Trematoda, Strigeidida, Schistosomatidae.
CAUAUGUUGAUAGUUGUGUAACGGUGUUCAACAGAUGUUACUUAUUUGCUUUACAGCAGUAUACUAAUAGUAAUAAUAUCGGGCAAAUAUUUAUUACUUUUUAAAAGUCAAGCAUCAAAUAGAAACUUUCCUUUAGUACAUCUCAACAAUCUAAUACUUUUCUGGCUAAAAUGGCCGGUACCAAUCCUGUUGAUCACAGAAGAAAAUGGGAUAAAGCUCAUUUUGAGAAAUUGGCAAGUGAUAAGCUUAGCAAUGAGUUAGAGGCUAUGAGAAAUGCUCGGAAAGAAAAGGAAACCAUCAAAAAGGAGUAUUUAAAAGCUCGUGAUUACACAAUAGAUUUAGAAUCUAACCUAAACAAAUCCCAAGUGAUCGCAAAGACCGGACCAGGAUCUUCACAAGCAGGCUACUACUGUGAAGUUUGUGACUGUGUCGUAAAGGAUUCAAUUAACUAUUUGGACCAUAUAAAUGGUAAAAAACAUCAAAGAAAUAUGGGAAUGUCAAUGAGAAUUAAAAGAUCAACUUUAGAAGAGGUUAAAGAAAGGUUUCAGCUUCAUAAGCAAAAAUCCGAAGAAAAAGCAGAAGAGUACAGUUUAGAUGAAAGAAUGCGACAAAUCGCCGAAGAAGAGGAGAAAUUUAAAGCUUACAAACAAGAAAAACGCAAAGAGAAAAAGCGUAAAAAUGAUGAACAGUUUGAAGACUCCGACGUCGCAGCAGCUAUGGGAUUUGGUGGUUUUGGAAAAAGAUCAAAGUGACCAUUGUACACAUUUGUAAAUAACCAGUUUUUCUAAUUAUGUGCUGUAUUUAGAUGGACGAUAAAUUUGAUACUUCCAAAUGGUUGUCAUGUUAAAAGUUUUUAGGGUUUAUAACAACGAAAAAACAGGAUAUUUUAGUAGUUUGCGACUCUCUUUGUUCCAAUCGAACCACUCUCAAAAACAGAUAUUGGCUCAUACACUUUUCAGUUUUUUUCACUGCUUGAAUUAUCGUUUCGGCGAAUCAAAUAAAGACUUGGC